GGGCAAGGGUGACGCGAUUCUGUCCGCGUUGGAGGGGCUGGGCCGCGGCUAAAGUCGCCGCGGCCGCCGCGUGACGUGGCACAGCCGAAGCCUAAAGGCUAGAGCCGGAGCUGCCGCGCCAGUCGCCUAGCAGGUCGUCUACCGGCUAACUCCUGUCCAGGAGCUUCAUCGGCACAGCGGCCAGCGAGACGUUCCAGGCUGUUUCUUCCUCCGCUUUCUCUUCCCUCUGGUUUAUUUUGCUGGGAGCGCGAAAGGAGGAAGCACGGGGCCGUCCCAAACCCCUUUUGCUUCUGCCCAUCGCAAGUGCCACUACCACCAUGGGCCUCACUAUCUCCUCCCUUUUCUCCCGCCUCUUUGGCAAGAAGCAGAUGCGCAUUUUGAUGGUUGGAUUGGAUGCUGCUGGCAAGACAACCAUUCUGUAUAAACUGAAGUUAGGGGAGAUAGUCACCACCAUUCCUACCAUUGGUUUUAACGUGGAAACAGUAGAAUAUAAGAACAUUUGUUUCACAGUAUGGGAUGUUGGUGGUCAAGAUAGAAUUAGGCCUCUCUGGAAGCAUUACUUCCAGAAUACCCAGGGUCUUAUUUUUGUGGUAGAUAGCAAUGAUCGUGAAAGAAUUCAGGAAGUAGCAGAUGAGCUGCAGAAAAUGCUUCUGGUAGAUGAGUUGAGAGAUGCAGUGCUGCUGCUUUUUGCAAACAAACAGGAUUUGCCAAAUGCUAUGGCCAUCAGCGAAAUGACAGAUAAACUAGGUCUUCAGUCUCUUCGUAACAGAACAUGGUAUGUUCAAGCCACUUGUGCAACACAAGGAACUGGUCUGUAUGAAGGACUUGACUGGCUGUCAAAUGAGCUUUCAAAACGUUAAAUGAAACUGGAUAACUAACCAAGGACAUGUUUGAUAAAAUUGGUCUAGGCUUGUUACAACAAAUUAGUUUGUAUCUUGGUUAUUAAACAGUAUCUGGGACUGGUUUGGGCAGAACUUAUUUUGUUGCCAAUUAUUGUUUACCAAGUAUAAUGUUGCUAUUUAGCAAUGUUACUGGUUUUAAAAAAAUUCUCCUUGGGGAAAAAGUAUCCUCUUUCAAUUUUACUUCCCAUAAGCCUAAAUGCCUGGACAUAGCUAUUGUGAAACCCUUAAAUAAAUCUGUUUUGAGUGUUUUUUGAGCCCCAGACAAAUAAUAUUUUUAAGUUAUCCCCUUGCUACUUUACUGACACCUUUAUCAUUCCUGAGACAGUCUGCUAAUUUAAAAAUGUAGCAUUCCAUUUGUAUUUAUUUCUCUCCCUUGCCAAAAAAGAUUUUCUAAUACUGCCUGUACCAUCCAGGGAAAGAUCCAAAACACUAUUCAGCUCUCUUGCACUGAGGAAAUUUUUUCCCCCUGCAUUGACUCCUGGCCUACAUCAGCCAAACUUACUUUGGUGUAGUUUGGAUUUGAUAGCUAAUUAGUUCCGUGCUGGUUGCAAAUAAUUGACAUUUAGAUGGUUUUUAAUAUUCAGCAGAUUGUCUUCCUUUAUAUCAUGUCUUUUUUAUGUUGCAUGUUGCUUUUGUUAUCAGCCUGAUUUUUUGCUCAGUAUAUGAUAGUUCUGCUGAUGUUUUAUUAUUGGGCAGGCAUAUCUUCAUUAAGAGUUUUUGGAAGACUCGUCAAAUUCAAUGAAUACAUUUUCUUCAUAACCCAUUUGGAAUUAUUCCUAAUAAAAUGAUAAAAUACGU
Molecule: messenger RNA, 1700 nt
Organism: Saimiri boliviensis boliviensis (Bolivian squirrel monkey)
Lineage: Eukaryota; Metazoa; Chordata; Mammalia; Primates; Cebidae
Gene: ARF4
Product: ARF GTPase 4
Molecular function (GO): GTP binding; GTPase activity
Source: RefSeq, a predicted model, not a curated record